This is a messenger RNA of Myxocyprinus asiaticus (Chinese sucker), 2869 nucleotides long. Its product is annotated as claudin-23-like. The coding region runs from base 198 to 968 and encodes 256 amino acids. Gene Ontology annotation, biological process: cell adhesion; bicellular tight junction assembly. Gene Ontology annotation, molecular function: structural molecule activity. The record is from RefSeq and is a predicted model, not a curated record. Lineage: Eukaryota; Metazoa; Chordata; Actinopteri; Cypriniformes; Catostomidae. The transcript has a single exon. Gene Ontology annotation, cellular component: bicellular tight junction; plasma membrane.
GUCACUCCACUGAGCUGUCGAAAGGUCGAAACUUGAGCAGAUGUGAUGUUAACAAGCUCACGUGACUACAUGACAAUGAACAGAUUUUAUAGGAACCUCCCUCCUCAAGUUUCUGUAUGGUUACUCUUUAAACUGUUUCACCGAAAUCGCAGUGAUUAAUUCCGACUACGGCUGUUCUGUGAAUUUACAGUCCCAUCAUGCGAACACCUGGGAUUUUUAUUUUCGGGCUGGUGCUCGCGCCUUGCGGGUUGAUUUUGGAUCUGGUCAGCACCGUGGCCCCGAGCUGGCGCACCAUCAAUAAUAUCCCUGGAGAGUCCUCUGAUCUGGUUCUCCAACAGGGACUAUGGGACAUCUGCCGGACUUUUACAUCAUCCCGGGACAUUCAGUGCAACCAACAGAACACACAAUACUUCAACACUCAGAUCGUCCAGAUUGCGCGCGGUCUGAUGUUGGCAUCACUCAUUCUCAAUGCCAUUGCUAUCGGCGUGGCAUCAGUUGGAGUGAGAUGUUGGACGAAUAGCGCACCGCGCUGGAUAGUCGCUGGCAUCGGGGGUCUUCUCAUUUUCAUCUCGGGGGUCCUCACCAUCAUCCCGGUGGCGUGGUACACUCACAUCAUGAGCUCCAUCACCUCUUCAUCCACCGAUAUUCGUGUAGGAUACUGCCUAGUGCUGGGCUUCAUAGGUGGGAUCCUGGAGGUGCUCGGAGGUUUGGUGAUGUCCAUCGGGUUAUGCUGGAGUUGUGGUGAACGGAACCGAAAGGAAAGACCGUGGACAGACGUUGUGAGGUCCACGCGUGAUCCACCUCCUCCUCAAAGCAUGACAGUACCGAGUAUAAGCAGUAUCAGCAGCGCGAGCAGUGCUCCAUAUUACUCCAAAGACACUGAUAUGGACUUCCAAAAAGCGAAGAGGCAACAGGACCGAUUUGUGAACUCUCCACACAGAGCAAGACCAUACGAUUCAGAUUUGUAAAAAAAGACUGUACACACUUUUAACCUAGCGAACUAGCGGAAUUUACACCACAGAAGAAAGAACGCUUACAAAUUAGUACCAUGGUUACCAGUUUCUGUGGAAAAAUGCCAGAGUUAGGGGCCGUUCACACCGUAGGCCUAAGCGACUUUGCGCUUACACAUGAAAGACGCAGCGCCACGAACAGAAAAUAACGGAGGUGUCUCGAGACGCGUUUAAGUUUUUUUUAAGGGACCGUUCACACCGAACGCGUCCUUAUGGUGAAAAACAUUGGCGCGACCAACAGAACGCAGAUGAGUUUUUAAAAUUUGACGUGUUUUAACUUGACACGGUGUCUAAAAACGCAACGCUCCUGAAAAAAAAAUUAAUAAAAUAAAAAAAUAAAAUAAAAUCCCGUCAUACUACGAAAAACAACUGAAAAACAGGGCGGACGGUCGCUAGAACACAUUCAUUGUGAACGCCCCCUUAGACUACUACAGUUGUUUAUCAAUCAAAUGAAUAUGAGAUCUCAUUUAAACUAUAGCCUACAAUUUUUCAGAAUAUUUAUUUUAUUUAAUUCCCUUUUUUAUGACAAUAGUGGGUAAGGUUACCACAGUAAAAAUGUUAACUGUAGGCCUAAUAAAAAAUAAAAAAAAUAAAUAAAAAAAAAUAAGUUACAGUAGCCUGGUAGUUUACAAUAUAACAAAGACCUUUCAAAGUCAAGAUUUUUCAUUUUUCACUUUAAAUGUGACAAAUUAGUUAUUAAAAAUUAAAAUACUCCAAUUCUUAAUUAAUAUGCAUUUAUACAAACCGCUUGUAAGAUAAUCAUACAAGAAUCGAAAAAAAAAUGCUGUUUAAAAUAGUUUCAGAUGAAUUAUAUCAUAUCACACGGUAGGACAUUAUGUCACUUCUUGACUUGUUAUGUCAACCUACUUAGCUAUGGUAUUUUGGCAGAAACCAUGGUGACCAUGGUAAAUAUUUGUAAGGGAACUUAAGUUCAUUUUGAGGUCAUCUUGGAAAGCACUAAUACCUUUAUUAUUGUUAUACUGUGCACUUUAUAUUGUAACAGCAGUUUAUAGCCUCUUAUCUCAUAAUUGUGGUGUCAUUACUUUGUUACUAAGUCUAGUUAUUUCACUGUUUGUAGCUAUGUAAAUAAUCAGGAACCUUUCCAGUUUGUGCAGUUAUACUUGAUACAAUUACUUUGGACAAGCACAGCACACUUGAAUGUAUGUAAUAUAAUGUCUCAUCUGGUGUUCACAAGACAAACUGACAUAUUUUUUUUUGUGUGUGUGUGUGUGUGUGUGUGUCUAUAUAUAUAUAUAUAUAUAUAUAAAGCAACUGCCAAUUUUUAUAAGCACUGCCAAGAUGCCACUGUUGGGCCCUUGAGCAAGGCCCUUGACCCUAUCUGCUCCAGGGGUGCUGUAUCAUGGCUGACCCUGCUCUCUGACCCCAGCCUAGCUGGGAUAUGUGAAAAAAAAGAAUUUCACUGUAUAUGUGCAAAAUGUAUAAUGUGUGAUAAAUAAAGAAAAUUAUUAAUGUGACAAAUGUCCUAAUUUAAAGAAAUGUUCCGGGUUCAAUACAAGUUAAGCUCAGUCAAUGGUAAUUGUGGAAUAAUUGUAACUCAUUCCUUGUUCAUUAAAAAAAUUAAAAAAAUAAAAACAGACAAAAUGUGCAAUUACAGUGAUACACCUUCUGUGGGAGUGAAUGGGGCCAUUCCAUAAGAAUUAGGAUACACACUAUUUCAAAAAUAUGGCUGCAAGUCAUAAACAUAAUACGUGCUAACAUGAUUUUACUGCAAUUAAAUUCUGAGAAAUUCCAGUGUGGUAUUCCAGCAGUGGUUGCCAGAUUACAGGGUUUCGUGCAUUGCUUCGUCAUGCCAACAAAGUUUUAAUAUUGGAUAAACUUUACACAAAUAAGGUUAGUAU